AUGGCCACCGCGAUCUCGCUCUCUGCACGCGUGCCUACCGUGCUUAAGGCCGAGAAGAGGACUGUUUCCGAAGCCAGCAAUGCUACUGAGCUGGGCUUCGCUCGGUCGUUCCGCGUGAACAACAGUCUCGUAGGCCCAUGCAAGCCCCUGAAGGCAACGAAGGCAUCGAGAUGCGUCGCAACUAAGGCUGCUAUAGCGACAGAGAAGCCUCCCACUGAUUCAGCGUCCAAGAGCAAGAGCAAGAUUCGCAUUGGAAUCAAUGGUUUCGGUCGCAUCGGUCGUCUUGUUCUUCGCGUUGCUCUGGACAGGCCUGAUGUGGAGGUCGUUGGUAUCAACGAUCCGUUCAUCGACACUGAUUACAUGGCUUACAUGUUCCGCUACGAUAGCUCCCACGGCACAUACCCCGGCGAAGUUCACGCUGAGAGUGCGAACGCCAUCAACAUUGACGGACAAAGCAUCGCGGUCUUUGGAAAGAGGGACCCAGCUGAAAUUCCCUGGGGUGAAUCCGGUGUCGACUUUGUGGUUGAGUCAACAGGUGUGUUUACUACUAUCGGCAAGGCCGAGGCCCAUAUUAAGGCUGGCGCGAAGAAGGUAGUGAUUUCGGCUCCUUCAGCAGACGCUCCCAUGUUCGUGAUGGGAGUCAACGACGAGAAGUACCUUCCUUCCAUGAACGUUGUCUCCAACGCCAGCUGCACCACCAACUGCCUAGCUCCGCUCGCCAAGGUGGUUCACGAAGAGUUUGGCAUUCUCGAGGGCCUUAUGACCACUGUUCACGCUGUCACAGCCACGCAGAAGCCUGUUGAUGCGCCAUCGGCCAAGGACUGGCGUGGCGGCCGUGGAGCGGCGCAAAACAUCAUUCCCAGCUCCACUGGUGCAGCCAAGGCUGUAGGCAAGGUCCUUCCCGCCCUGAACGGCAAGCUGACUGGCAUGGCCUUCCGUGUGCCCACUCCUGACGUGUCGGUGGUUGACCUGACUGUACGCCUGGAAAAGGGAGCCAGCUACGAUGACAUCAAGGCAGCCAUCAAGGCUGCAUCUGAGGGUCCUCUGAAGGGCUACCUUGGAUACACAGAGGAUGAUGUGGUCUCCACUGACUUUUUGGGUGAUCCCAGGUCGAGCAUUUUCGAUGCCAAGGCAGGAAUUGCCCUCACCCCUAACUUUGUCAAGCUGGUGUCUUGGUAUGACAACGAGUGGGGCUACAGCAAUCGCGUGAUUGACCUGAUUGAGCAUAUGGUGGCAGUUGCUGUUGCCGAUGCGGGCAAUUAA
Molecule: messenger RNA, 1263 nt
Organism: Closterium sp. NIES-65
Lineage: Eukaryota; Viridiplantae; Streptophyta; Zygnematophyceae; Desmidiales; Closteriaceae
Source: the annotation of a GenBank genome assembly